Molecule: messenger RNA, 777 nt
Organism: Camelina sativa (false flax)
Lineage: Eukaryota; Viridiplantae; Streptophyta; Magnoliopsida; Brassicales; Brassicaceae
Product: classical arabinogalactan protein 25
Source: RefSeq, a predicted model, not a curated record
GUCUUUUUCUUCUUACCUCCAAAAAAAUUAUAUUACUAUUUUACAAAGAGUAAAAGCUUCUUUUAUAUAGACUCUAUAGAGACAUCAUCAUUACAACUCAAAUUGCACUCCGAUCAGUCGAUAGAGAAAGACACAUCCAACAACAAAAAAGAACUCAACUUUGAUUUUCUUCAUCAUUUAAAAAAAAAAUGGCUUUCUCUUUUCUCAAAACACUUCUCAUCUUCUUCAUCUUUAUGAUCUCACUCUCCUCUCCUUGUCUCUCUUCUUCUUUGCCAUCUUCCCCGACCAUCUCUCCCUUCCAACAGCUUUCUCCGGAUAUCGCCCCUCUCCUCCCUUCCCCCGGUGACUCUCUGCCUUCCGACGACGGCGGCGGCACAAUACCAGCUUCUCCAAGCCCUCCUGAUCCCGACACUAACGACGGCUACUACCCUGACCCUUUGGCCUUUUCUCCCUUAGCUUCUCCGCCGGUUUCUUCUCCUGCUCUUCCUUCAUCUCAUCCUUCCGCCGGAGUUUUACUCCUCACCGUUGUUCUCUCAUCCGCCUUCGUGGCGUUGUAACACUACUAUAAAGUUCACUUCACUUAUACAUCAACGAACGUUUUGGUUUCCACGUACGUGUUUUUCCAAUGUAUAUCAUUCUCGAAUAAUUUAAAAUGUUAAUUCGUUUGAGUUCGAUUGAGCAAUCAUAUAUAUGCAUGUAUUUGUAAAAAGGAUAAUACCAUUUGAUCACAAGUUCACAAUGUGUUUUGUCAACCAAUCGACUGACAAAAUUUCAUAA